GCUCGGCUUUCAGUAUCGAGGGAAAUCACGACGCGCCAACUUGGUGGAAAUGCCAGUCCGUGAUCGCGUCAAAUAAAGCCCACAAGGAUACGCUGCUGAGGCUGCUGCAACGGUGCAAACACUAAAGCAACAGCAACAACAAGAAUUUCAUCUCAUAAAAUUUAUAUUAAAAAAGUAAUAAAAAAACAAGCAGUAGAAAACACAAGACAACAAAAAAAAAGAAACGCCAAAAUAAAAACGAAAAAUAAAAACAAAUUCGUCGUGAAUUUCAGCGGACAGUUAAGAGCAUAUACAUUAGGAAACUAAAAACAAAGAAAAAAGAAAUUAUUAAAAACAUAAACCAGAUAAAUAAAAUAUAUCAACAACAUGUCCACAACGUCGCGAAGUUCGCUCACGAGAAAAUCUUCGCUGGCCAAAAGUGGCAGCACGGACAAAACAACAAGCAAAUCAUCAUCCUCAUCAAAGGCCUCCUCCAACACAGCAUCAGCAACGAAAUCAGAUGCGACGGGGAGCGGGAGCAAACAGAAAAUGCAAUACACAAAAACCAGGGAGCGCAUUGUCGAUGAUGUGCCCCUGCCGCCCACACACAAAUUGACCAUGUCUGAGGUGUACGAUGAUCCCAAGACGGACAAGCCCAACUUUGAUGUGCUGCGUCAGCAUUUUCUGCUCGAGGGACGCAUCGAAGAAUCGGUUGCGCUGCGCAUCAUCGACGAGGGCGCUAACCUGCUGCGCGAAGAAAAGAACAUGAUCGAUGUGGAGGCGCCGAUCACAGUGUGCGGUGACAUUCACGGACAGUUCUUUGAUCUGGUCAAACUGUUCGAGGUGGGCGGUCCGCCAGCCACCACACGCUACCUCUUUCUGGGCGACUACGUGGACAGAGGCUACUUCAGCAUAGAGUGUGUGCUUUAUCUGUGGUCCCUGAAGAUCACCUAUCCAGAUACUUUGUCGCUGCUGCGCGGCAAUCACGAGUGCCGUCAUCUGACCGAAUACUUCACCUUUAAACAGGAGUGCAUUAUUAAAUAUUCGGAAAGUAUUUACGAUGCAUGCAUGGAAGCGUUCGACUGCCUGCCCCUCGCCGCGCUGCUCAACCAGCAGUUUUUGUGCAUACACGGCGGGCUAUCGCCAGAGAUUUUCACACUCGACGACAUCAAGACGCUGAAUCGCUUCAGGGAGCCACCCGCCUAUGGGCCCAUGUGUGAUCUAUUGUGGUCCGAUCCGCUGGAGGAUUUUGGUAAUGAGAAGAGCAACGAUUUCUUUUCCCACAACUCUGUACGUGGUUGCUCCUACUUCUUCAGCUAUGCGGCCUGCUGUGAGUUUCUCCAAAAGAACAAUCUCUUGUCCAUAGUGCGAGCUCAUGAAGCACAAGAUGCGGGCUAUCGCAUGUAUCGUAAGAAUCAAGUAACCGGCUUCCCAUCACUGAUCACCAUCUUUUCGGCGCCAAACUAUUUGGAUGUUUACAACAACAAGGCAGCUGUGCUCAAGUAUGAGAACAACGUGAUGAACAUAAGACAAUUCAAUUGCUCGCCACAUCCCUACUGGUUGCCCAAUUUCAUGGAUGUCUUCACCUGGUCGUUGCCCUUUGUCGGCGAGAAGGUGACUGAGAUGUUGGUUAAUGUGCUCAAUAUUUGCUCAGAUGAUGAACUCGUUGCGGGUCCCGAUGAUGAGUUGGAGGAAGAGCUGCGAAAGAAAAUUGUGCUCGUGCCGGCGACCGUGAAUAAUAACAAUAACAAUAAUACGCCCAGUAAGCCAGCUUCAAUGUCGGCGCUGCGCAAAGAGAUUAUUCGGAACAAGAUACGCGCCAUUGGCAAAAUGUCGCGUGUAUUUUCUGUACUGAGGGAAGAAUCGGAGAGCGUUCUACAACUAAAGGGUCUGACGCCAACGGGCGCGUUGCCAGUCGGCGCACUUUCUCGUGGACGUGAUUCACUCAAAGAGGCUCUGCAAGGACUGACCGCAGCCUCACAUAUUCACUCCUUUGCCGAGGCCAAGGGAUUGGAUGCCGUCAAUGAGCGAAUGCCGCCACGUCGGCCUCUAACGAUGAGUGCCAGCAGCAGCAGCAUCACAACAAUCAGCAGCACAAGCACCAGCAACAACAACAACAACAACAGCAGCACAGCUAAGAACAGCAAUGGCAAUGGCAACUCUGCUGCUAGCAGUGAUGCCACCCUGACCAAAACGACCAGAACUACCGUUAGAUCGGCCACAACGAGCAACGUGCGCAGCGGUUACUCAACGAAGCGUUUCUCAUAGUCAACUUGGAUCAAGGAUUAGUCAUUGCAAAACACGUUUUUUUUAUUUAUUUUUAGUUAAUUUUCUCUCAGUUUAGUUCAAUUCACUCGAUUUACUUUCUGUAUUGCGCUAAAAAAAAUAUGUUUAUUUUCUGUUUUUAGCACAAAUUUGUAUGAAGCAAUUCAUUUCUAAUGUGUAGAACUUUCGUGGAAGCAAAUGCAAUACAUAUAAUACAUAUUAUAUACUAGUGAAAAUUUAUACGUGACAUGAAUAAUUUUUAAUAAACCUGACAGCAAAUAGCGAACCAAA
This is a messenger RNA of Drosophila albomicans, 2535 nucleotides long. Its product is annotated as serine/threonine-protein phosphatase 2B catalytic subunit 1. The transcript has 13 exons. Gene Ontology annotation, cellular component: cytoplasm; calcineurin complex. Gene Ontology annotation, biological process: calcineurin-mediated signaling. Gene Ontology annotation, molecular function: calmodulin-dependent protein phosphatase activity; calmodulin binding. The record is from RefSeq and is a predicted model, not a curated record. Bases 367 to 2247 code for a protein of 626 amino acids. NCBI's taxonomy places the organism in Eukaryota, Metazoa, Arthropoda, Insecta, Diptera, Drosophilidae.